GUCCUCGUUCCUCCGUCGCACAGCCCCUGAUCUGCCGUGCUCCAGCCCUCCCUGCUCCAGUUCCCCACGCUCCGUCUCGUGUGUCCAUCGUGCUCCCUCUCCCUUGCCUCUGUGCUCUAUGCUCUGGAAGGAAAAAGAUCCUCCUCUUACAGCCAAUCUGCCGCUAAGCUCUCUCCGGCUCAUUGCUCACUGGAUUGACGGCGUUAGGAUCUUAGUUUUUGGGGGGAUUGGAUACGAUUCGGGCCUGUUAGGCUCUUGAAGCCCAUUUUGGGAAUUUUUUUUCAUUCAUUUGGGAACACAGCGAAAACAAGAUUCACCGUUGAGACGCCAUAUGGCCACCAAGUUGCUUCUGAAGAGAGCAAGAGCAAGUCUCUCUAGGUCCUUCUCGCAAUUCUCACCUUCUUCUUUCCGGAUUCUCUAUGUUAAAGCUUCAUCAGAAAUCUUUGGUAAAAUGUGCCACAACGCGCAUCUUCCACCCCCGCCGCUAUCACCUUCUUCCAGAACCUUCUGUUCUCGCAGUUCGAAACUUCUAGAUGAAUCUCAGGGCCCCGCCGCCAUUGAUUACCGUUCUCUACUGCAGGAGGGUGAAUUUCACAAUCUUGCUGAUUCCACUAUACAUAGCCUACAGGAGAAACUUGAGGAUUACGGAGAUGAUGUUGAAGUUGAUGGAUUUGACAUAGACUAUGGGAAUGAUGUUUUGACUGUAAAACUCGGCAAUCUGGGCACCUAUGUCUUGAACAAACAAACACCAAAUAGGCAACUUUGGUUGUCUUCUCCUGUAAGUGGCCCCUCAAGGUUUGAUUGGGAUCAAGGGAGUAAAGUUUGGAUUUAUAGACGGAACAAAGCAAACUUGUACGAAGUUUUAGAAACUGAGUUGGAGCAGCUGUGUGGCAAACCUAUUGUUCUCUCCUAAAGUUGUUUAUGAGAGGUGGUUUUUAUUUAGAAGAUAAAUAGCAUUGAUGAUGGCCUUGGCAUUAACAUGCAUUUGUAGCAUGAUUUUUCCCCAUCCCUUUGCCACUUUUCACUUUACUGUGUCAAUUAUACGGAUAUGGGAAUAUUGUAUGUUAUAAAUAAUCAACUCCGUAGAAUUUCAGUGCAAAAAUGUUAGCAGGAGUUUGCUUCUCAA
Molecule: messenger RNA, 1126 nt
Organism: Arachis ipaensis
Lineage: Eukaryota; Viridiplantae; Streptophyta; Magnoliopsida; Fabales; Fabaceae
Source: RefSeq, a predicted model, not a curated record